Molecule: messenger RNA, 981 nt
Organism: Candida dubliniensis CD36
Lineage: Eukaryota; Fungi; Ascomycota; Pichiomycetes; Serinales; Debaryomycetaceae
Exons: 1
Coding region: 1-981 (326 amino acids)
Biological process (GO): acyl-CoA metabolic process; fatty acid catabolic process
Cellular component (GO): peroxisomal matrix
Molecular function (GO): fatty acyl-CoA hydrolase activity
Source: RefSeq, a predicted model, not a curated record
AUGAUUCAAACUGUUACUCGAGAUAAAUUGUUCCCAGCUGAUAAACCUGUUGAUUUAGAAGAAGAAUUUGGGGUUGAAAAAAUUGGACCUAAUUUAUACAAAGGGAAAAAACCAAUAGCAAAACCAGAUAAACGGUCCAGAGGUGCAUUUGGUGGAUUUUUAGCUGGACAAGCCAUAGUGGUGGCAAUAGAGUCAGUUCCCAAGGAGUUCAAGCCACACCUGUUUCAUUCGUAUUUUGUGAAAGCUGUUGACGACUUGGUACCUUUGGAAUGGACCGUUGAAGAGAUUUCAAAUGGUAGAAAUUAUGCCAACCGCUCAAUCAAAGCCUACCAAUACGGAGAUAUUGUUUACACCGCCAGUGUGUCUUUGACGAAAAAGAUUUCUGCUAAAAAGGCUUUAGAAGAAACCGGGGUGAAGCCAUUUGAAUUUCAAACACCAAAGCAUGAAUGGUUUAAUAAGCAUAAACUCGAAGACUUGCCAGUGGCGGAUGUCAAUUCCAGACUUUUGGCAUAUCAUAAGUUUUUCCCCGAAGUGGUGUCAUUGGAAGAUACCAGAGAAGAAGAUAAGAUAUCACCAGCAGAGAGACAAUUAAGCUGGUAUUUUAAAUGGGGUAUUGAAAAUGAGGGUGAUUUCCACCAGCCUUUGGCAAACUUGAAUUCCAAAUACCAGUUUGUUGGUAUGGCUUCAUUAACAGACACAGUGUACUUGACAAGGUUGUUGAGAAUUUUGAGGAUUGAGGAUGCGGACCAUAGUCAAUUCAUACAUUAUUUUUCAGUUUCAUUAGAUCACACAAUAUACUUUCAUGAUGAUGAUUUUGAUGUGACCAAGUGGAUGUCCUUCACAUUCAAAGUGACGAGAUUUAGUCACAAUCGUGCAUUGUGUCAAGGUGAAGUAUAUAAUGACAAAGGUGUUCAUGUGGCUACUAUUGUUCAGGAAGGAUUAGUAAUGCUUAAUGGUCUUGAGGAAGGUGCUAAGUUAUAG